GGAGAAUACAAGGUGUAUCCCAGAGCUGUUAUACAAUGUAAACAAAAACAACAUCUUUUUGAAUUUAAUUUUUAUUUGAAUAGAAUAUCAAGUAACACUUCUGAAGUCAAAGGUAAUAUUACAUGUAUGAAACCAUUGGACGAUUCUGACAAUGUAAGUAUGUUUAUACUGGUUUUUUUUUAAAACUGAAUUGUGCCGUCUUGCAAAAAAUGACUAAGUGAAAUUUUAACUGUUCGUAAACUAUAAUAUUUAUGUUCAUUAAUAUUCAUCACAAUAGCUUGAAAAAUCAAAAACUAUUGAAAAUGUGUGUUUUAAAAUAUCCACGGAAAGGUGUAGAAUUUAAAAAAAAUUAUUUAAUCUUUUCGUUGAAUUUAAGAAGAUAUAGAAAAAAUGAAGAAAAUAAAUAACCGACUAACUUCUUUAUCAAAUGAAUAAACCCGACAAACGAACUUACUCAAACCACUUGGUCAAAAUCAAAUAUACGAAAAGAUGAAUAAUAUUAAUAGGAAUAAUUUAAUAUUAUUUUGAAUUUUAUUAAACAAAACAGCAAAUUAUUGAAAUCGUACCCAUAAAAAAAUAAACGUGAUAAUAUAUUAUAAUUACUAUAAGAAACCGUUGGACGAUUAACCUGAUGUUAAGUUUAAACAUUGAUUUAACAAGAUGUAUUAAAUAUUAAUUCAGUUAAUUUUAAUCUAGGGGUCAGAAAACUUUUUUAAUAAUUUUCAAUUUGGUAAAUUACUAAAAAUAUUAGUACUCCAUAUAUACGUAACUAGGUAUUACAAUUAUAAUCGCAAAAUGUUAUUAAUUUUUAAUUUGAAUUCACUAGGCGACUAUCAUAUCAGUUAGUAUUAAACCGGACAUCCGUCUGUAACUUUGAAAAUCGUGAUUAUAAUUUGUAUUAAUCAGACGAUUCAUCGUAAUAUUACUAAUAGUUAUUUAUCGGCUUAAAUAAUAUUAUAUUAUACUUAUAAAAUAAAAUAUAUAUAUAUGUGUAACUUUGUUUAAAGAUAGUAAUAAUCAGUGCUGUCAAAGAUUCCAUCGGUGGUUGGAAAGACAAUGCUUUCAUUUACAAAAUUUCCAAAGCAUGUUCAACGUUUGAGAAAGUAUUUGGUAACUUGAGAACCACACUCAAUCUAACCACAAAAAAUAAUAAUUUUAAUCGGAAUUGUCCAUAUCCUGCA
Cinara cedri is the source of this 1181-nucleotide messenger RNA. The record is from the annotation of a GenBank genome assembly. Lineage: Eukaryota; Metazoa; Arthropoda; Insecta; Hemiptera; Aphididae.